This is a messenger RNA of Eurytemora carolleeae, 1290 nucleotides long. RefSeq names its product ras-like GTP-binding protein rhoA. Gene Ontology annotation, biological process: small GTPase-mediated signal transduction. Bases 89 to 1105 code for a protein of 338 amino acids. The record is from RefSeq and is a predicted model, not a curated record. Gene Ontology annotation, molecular function: GTPase activity; GTP binding. Lineage: Eukaryota; Metazoa; Arthropoda; Copepoda; Calanoida; Temoridae. The transcript is spliced from 2 exons.
UAUCCUAGUCUCAGUUAGCUACUGUCCCUUGCAAGGGUUAGACGUGACAUUAAUAAUCUCCUGAAGAUAAAAUAUUAAAAGGAAAAACAUGGUUCGAGUUGCAGCACGCCACGACUGUACAGUUGUGAUGGUUGGAGACAGCAGGGUUGGGAAAUCAGCUCUAGCUUCCAAGUUCCGAACUGGUAAAUUUGAUGCCGGAUACAAUAAGACAAGCUUUGAUACCUUGACUACUAGUAGUGUUGUUCAAGGGAAAAGAAUCAAGUUCACAAUCUACGAUACUGCGGGAUCUCGCGGACCAAACACUCACAGAGAGAUUGCAUACAGAGAGGCAGAUGUGUUUCUUCUCUGCUAUAAAAUUAGUGAUCCAACCACUCUCUUCGGAGCAAUCAAUCAUUGGGUUCCAGAGCUCCGGAGCCAUGCUCCUGCAACUCCGAUAGUUCUUGUCGGAUGCCAGACAGACCUCCGCUCAGACCGGAACACAUUAAACUCCUUAUCUAAGCAGGGUAGGUCUCCGGUCUCCUCCGAUCAAGCCAGAUCCUUCUCCCAGCAGGUUGAUGCUGUUCAAUAUGUUGAAACUUCCUCCAAAACAUCUCCUAAGGGGCCUGAAUCUGUUUUUGAACUUGCAGCUCAGAUAUCCCUUGAGCAGGUUAAGGAACCGUAUCCUCUUCCUAAGCCUAUCUCCACCAGUACCCCAGAACACACUCUAGAUAGAGAAUACAGCACAGACUCUGCGGAACACUUCUGGGAACAAUAUCAGUCCCCGGCUCUUCCUCGUUCCUCUCUUUCAUUUCAAAGGAACGCCUCCCUCUCCUCUUCUCUCUCCUCCUCCCUCAACUCAACCCGCUCCACCCUCUCCAUUCCCCGCUCUCCAGUCAGGAACCGUCGGAACUCGAUGUCUCUCCGAGCUAAGCCAAACACAGCGGAGAAAAUGAUAAAGAUCAAGUGCCAGAGAUUGACAGUAGACAAGAUCUACGAAGAGGUUGAAAUAGAAGUUCCAGCUCCGAUCUUUGAAACCCUUCAAGCUUGCAAUGAUACUUCAAACAGUGAAAAAAAGAAAAAAGAAAGCCUCGGCUCCAAGUUGAAAAAUCUGUUUAUCCGGGACUAGAUCCUAAAAACCCCUCCAUGUCGGAGUGUUUAAAAACUCCUUGCAUUCUCCCUGCACUCCUGAUCUUUGUAUAAUAUCAAUCCAUGAGCAUUAAAAAACGUUCCGUAUCUGUGAUAAAAUAUAUUUAUGAAUUUAAGAUUAAAUUUUUGUUGAGUAAAAUAUUGUCAAUAAAUGAAUUAUUUGAA